This is a messenger RNA of Anopheles funestus (African malaria mosquito), 2342 nucleotides long. RefSeq names its product sodium-dependent nutrient amino acid transporter 1-like. Gene Ontology annotation, biological process: sodium ion transmembrane transport. Gene Ontology annotation, molecular function: L-amino acid transmembrane transporter activity. The coding region runs from base 394 to 2262 and encodes 622 amino acids. The record is from RefSeq and is a predicted model, not a curated record. NCBI's taxonomy places the organism in Eukaryota, Metazoa, Arthropoda, Insecta, Diptera, Culicidae. Gene Ontology annotation, cellular component: membrane. The transcript has 7 exons.
UGUGUCUGGCAACGGAAGCUGCAGCUAAAGCUGCUGGAACGAAACCCCACCAAACGACUGCGGCGUUUAAAUAUUAGUGCCACCCAGUUGGGGUGUCGGUGUGUUGAUAUAUACUCCCCUGUAGUAGCUCGCAAACACGCGAGCCCGCCACUCGACUGGAACUGGUGAACGAACGAUCGUGCCAAAAAGCGUUCACUCGACUGGCGACGCUACACCUGAGCGGAUCGUACGUUAGUGAGUCGCUGUGAGAUUUGUGAGAGAUAUACAUAUAUGUGCCAUAUACGACGGUUCGGAAGAAAACUCGUAAAAUAGUGACGAAAAAUCCUGGUACACUCGGAUAGUGGAAAAGUGUGACCGCCACGGUAGACCACGGGUCGGGAAUUCACUCACAGAAUGGAAAACAGAAGCUACGUCGGCGAUGAAACCUGGAAUGCUGACACACUGCCCGUCGGUGGGCUUGCAGGUUCCUACCAUCAUCAUCACGCACAGCAUCACACGGCAGUCGAUCUAAAAACGUCCGCAACAGACGAUAAACCACCGCUUCGUGAGAAAUGGGGACGUAACAUCGAGUUCCUGCUGUCCUGCGUGGCUCUGUCCGUGGGCUUCGGCAACGUUUGGCGUUUCCCGUACACGGCAUUCAAGAACGGUGGCGGUGCAUUCGUUAUCCCGUACCUGAUAGUACUGUUCAUUAUUGGACGUCCCAUCUACUAUCUGGAAAUGGUGCUCGGCCAAUUCUCGAAUCGUGGUUGUGUCAAGGUGUACGAUCUGGCACCAGCCAUGCGUGGUAUCGGUGUCGGUCAAACGGUAGCCAUUUUUACCGUAAUUACAUACUAUGCUUCCGUACUGGCCGUAACCCUCCGGUAUCUGGUGGCCUCCUUCAGCCCCGAGCUGCCCUGGAGCAAGUGUGAUCCCGAUUGGGUCGAUUGUGUCGAUUCUAGCCGGCUCGGCAGCAUAACGCUGGGCGCAAACGUAACGCAACCGCGAACGUCGGCUGAUUUGUACUUCCGCAACACGGUGAUGCAUUCCGCUGACUCACUGGACGAUGGUUUGGGCUUUCCCGAAUGGCGGCUUGCACUGUGUUUGAUCGUUUCCUGGAUUUGCAUAGUGGGCAUUUUGAUCAAAGGCAUUAAAAGUUCCGGCAAAGUGUCCUACUUCCUGGCCAUCUUUCCGUACAUCAUCAUUGCCGUCCUGCUGGUACGCUCACUAACACUCGAAGGAGCGUGGACCGGUAUCAAGUAUUUCUUUGAGCCACAGUGGGACAAACUGUUGACGAUCGAAGUUUGGUAUGAAGCCGUCACGCAAUGUUUCUUCUCACUGACCAUCUGUUUCGGUGGGUUGAUCGUGUACUCGUCGUUUAAUGACUUUUCGAACAAUAUCUACCGACAUGCGCUAAUUAUCACCUCACUGGACACAGUCACCUCGCUGGUGGCGGGAUGUGUUGUGUUCGGUGUGAUUGGUCAUCUGGCUCACGUUACCGGCCAGUCGGAUAUUUCGAAGGUGGUCCAAAGUGGACCUGCCCUAACGUUCAUCACGUACCCGGACACGAUAGCAAAGUUUGACUUUCUGCCUCAGUUCUUCUCGGUGCUGUUUUUUUUCAUGCUGUUUCUGCUCGGUAUUGGCACACUGAUCGGUAUCGUAACAUCCGUCAUUACCGCCAUUCACGACCAGCGACCGGAUAUUGCCCGGUGGAAGAUUGUCAUUUCGGUGGGGUUGGCCGGAUUUUGUAUUGGUCUCAUCUACAUCACACCGGGCGGGUUGAUUAUCCUAGAGCUGCUCGAUUACUAUGGUGCAACGUUGGUAACGAUCACGCUGGCCGUGUUUGAGCUGCUUACCUUCGCCUGGAUCUAUGGCGUGAAUCGAGUGUGCAAGGAUAUUGAGUUUAUGUUGGGCAUCAAGACAGGAUUGUUUUGGCGUGUUUGCUGGGGCAUCAUAACACCCAUCACCGUGCUCUUCAUACUCCUUGUCAGUUUGAUACAGUACAAACCACAGAACGUUCCACUCGGUUACAAUGCUCUCGGAUGGUGUUUAUAUGCUUUUGCCGUGAUGCAACUACCCUGUUGGGCUGUUUACGCCAUACUACAAAAGCAAGGCCUGGUAUGGUGGGAACGCUGCAAAGCUGUUCUUCGGCCAAUGGCCGACUGGGGCCCGGAAGAUCCUACCAAGCGAUCGGAGUACGGCACCUUCAUCGACGAGUACAAACGACAGUCGUCUCAACGUGCCGGAACGCUUGUGGAAAAAGUUCGAAGAAAGUUGUUCAAAUGAAGCGUAUUGUUUAGAUCUGUGAUUAAUGCGAGCGUGUGAUUGCCACUAAUUUUUAAUAAAUUAAUUUUUCUAAUAACAAA